AUGUCUUCCUCUCUCUCCACAGAUCGUUUUGCUGUGAAUUUCAAUUCCAACACUCACAUUGCUGAGGUGGUACUGAAUCGUCCCAAAAGAAUGAAUACCAUGGACAAGGCCUUCUUUUCUGAAUUUCUCAAAAUCAUUCGAGCACUCGAUGAAAACAAGGAAGUAUUUGUCAUUGUGAUCAAAAGCACUCCGAUGGAUCAAUGUCCACACUUUAGUGCAGGAUUGGAUCUGAAAAGCAUUACCAGUGAUUUAAUGCCCUCCGAUGAUCAAGAAUCCGAAUCUCCAGCAGUCUCCAAUUUAAAACUUGCAGGAAUCAUUCAUGAAAUGCAGCAAGCAUUCCGAAUGUUGGAAAAGACAAACAAGCCAGUGAUUGCUGCUGUGAAUGGAAUGUGUAUUGGUGGUGCUAUUGAUUUAAUUACAGCGUGUGAUAUUCGAUAUUGUACAAAGGAUAGUAUGUUUUCGAUCAAGGAGACUCGUGUUGGAAUUACUGCUGAUUUGGGAACAUUGAAUAGAAUUCACAGAAUUGUUGGCAGAGGAUUUGCAAGAGAAAUGGCAUUCACUGGUGAUGAUUUUGGAGCUGCCAGAGCUCAUCAUUUUGGAUUGGUCAAUCAAGUGUUUGACACACAAAAAGAAAUGUUUGAAGCUGCUCAAAAAUUAGCUCUUUCCAUUGCAUCAAAUUCUCCUCUCAUUGUUCAAGCCACGAAACAUGUCAUGAAUUAUGCUGAAGAGCAUUCCAUUGAUGAUGGUUUGGAUUAUGUCAGAUUAUGGAAUUCUGCAUUCUUAAAGUCAGAGGAUUUGACUGAAGCUUUUAUGGCAUUCAUGGAAAAGAGAAAACCAAAAUUCCAAAACCGAUUGUAA
Molecule: messenger RNA, 858 nt
Organism: Naegleria lovaniensis
Lineage: Eukaryota; Heterolobosea; Eutetramitea; Acrasida; Naegleriidae
Exons: 2
Coding region: 1-858 (285 amino acids)
Molecular function (GO): delta(3,5)-delta(2,4)-dienoyl-CoA isomerase activity
Source: RefSeq, a predicted model, not a curated record